AUGAGUUACGAGAAGGUGUCGUUGACCAACCAGCCGGGCCGCGGCGGCUGGGACGCGUACGAGUAUGAAGAAGUGGCGGGCGGCGAAAGCUGGCGCGGCGUCGCCCGCUCGCCGUCCCGCGAGUCCGUCACUACAGACUUAUCGCUGUUUAGCGUCUCCAGCGCGGCCAGCGACGCGAGGGCUCUCAGACUACUCGCCUGCAAGGCCGGCCAGGGUCCGGAUCCGAACCUGCGAGUGGCCAGUCCACAUCCCGAAAGCAAGUUACAAAAACGGCCGUCGUCAGGGCUGCCGCUGCAGACGGCGGACGCGUGCAAGUCGCUGCUGGCGGGCUGCGCGGCCCUGUGCGCCGCGCUGGGGCUGCGGCGCUCGCUCAGCGCCGACGACGUCACCGCCGACAAGCCGCGCCCGCCGCGCAGCGCGACAUCAGAAGUGGGACUGUGCGCGGCGCUGGAAGCCCUCACGCUGAGCUCUGCCUCCCGAUCCUGCAGCACGUGGGUCGCAGUGGGCGGGUCACAGCUGCCGUCUCCGCAGCGCGCGAGUGUCCAACCCGCACAGCGACUACUCUCCGAUAACAAAAAGAUACGUCAGAACUACAUAAAGCGACGGCUGCUCACCACCUACAAGGCCUUGGAAAGAAUGUCCCAGUCGGAGUUCAACUUGGAUAAACUGGAGGCCGCGGCGGUCGCGUCGGCGCUCUCCACCGGCGGCGCGGGGCCCACCGUGCUCGCCGUGCCACCUGCGCCACCCGCGCCACCCGUGCACGCCGGACCCACCGUGCACACACGCUUCGUCCAUCCAGAGGCAUGUGCCCUCGCGCUGACGGCGGCCGACCUGGAGCGCGAGCGUGGCCGCCCCCUCAGCAAGUACGAGAGGAAUAUGAUGAUCUUCAACUGGCUCCACACCCUCGACGACCAGGCACCUUUCUAGGCUAACUGGUAACUGAAAUACAGGGUCAUUUUUGGACCGUUAGCCAUAUUGUGCGAGGUGAUUAGGUACGCCAUACUGAACAACUUUUUCUAUGGGACCAACUUCGAAAUCACAAAUUUUUUUUGGCCGUUUCAUAGAUUUUGGUCGAGUGGAUGUCGACG
Messenger RNA from Cydia splendana, 1088 nucleotides. RefSeq lists its product as uncharacterized. Bases 1 to 927 code for a protein of 308 amino acids. NCBI's taxonomy places the organism in Eukaryota, Metazoa, Arthropoda, Insecta, Lepidoptera, Tortricidae. The transcript is spliced from 9 exons. The record is from RefSeq and is a predicted model, not a curated record.